GCUUUAUAUAUCAUUCCCCCGGUCGACCAUACCUGGCCCUCCCUGUAUUGGCGUUGCCGUACCGUUGCGAGCUUACUAGACUCAGACUUCUGAAGUUCUGGACUCCGAACCUCUGACUACGAUCCCCUAAGUUGCUAUGGUCGCCCUCUUGCUAACCAGAGGCCUUCUGUUCUUGGCUUUGGGCCUCACCCACCAAGCUGUGGCAGCCUGCACACGCAGCAUCACGGCCAAGUCAGGGGACACAUGCGCGACCCUGGCGGCCCAGGCGGGUAUCACUGUCACACAGUUCCUCCGAUCUAACCCAUCCGUGACUAGCUGCUCUCAACUGGUCGUCGGAGGGAGCUACUGCGUGGAAGGAACCGCGGACAGCACCCCUACAUCGAGCUCCGCCCCGGUUCCUGUAUCUACUUCGCCCUCAAACCUCCAGGUCAGCACGGAUGGGAGCUGCGGACAGGGCGUGACGUGCGCUGGGUCACGAUUUGGAGACUGUUGCUCUGCCCACGGCUUCUGUGGCAGCACCGUCGACUACUGUGGCGAUGGCUGCCACGCAGCGUUCGGCGUUUGCGGGGCUGGGGCGGGCGAAUCCUCUCAAGCUCCUGGCCCGUCAGUCACGGUGACCGUCACUACCGUCACAGCUAUUACCCGCACGUCGCUGGUUUACCAGACCUCCACCAUUACCAAUGUCGUCACCCAGACGCGGACUGCAAGCACCGCAACCGUCACCACCGUCGUCACCCAAACACGAACAACAGGCACCGCAAUCGUUACCCGAAUCAUCCAGACAACCGCCACAGUCGAGACAACCGCCACGGUGCCUACAACAGCUACGUCCAUCGUCAGUCUGACGAGCAUUUUCACCAGUGUCCGGACGUCAACCACAACCAGUACCAGCAUCAGAACGUCGACCAGUACCACUACUCGAACAGUCAACAUCACUGGCACUUCGAUCUCUAUCAGCACCGUCACCAGCGUCGUCACGUCGACUCGCAUUGUCACGUCUGCGGCGUGCAACACGACGCCGACGAGAACAACGGCUCGCAUUACUACUAGCACCACCACCAAGGCUCCGAGUCCAAGGCCUACUCUGCCCGGGACUCCCAGCAAUUGCAGGAACUAUGACAUCAUAGAAGACGAUGACAAUUGCCGCAGCAUUGCUACGCGCAACGAUCUCACUCUCCUCGAAUUCUACGAAUUCAACCCUUCGGUGAGCCCCAACGUCCUCAGCAUCAACCCGUGCACGCCCGACCUAAUCGAGCUUUGGCUAAGUGGUCUGUGCCAGAUCAACUGCGACGGCUUGUGGGAGGGGUACUACGUGUGCGUCGGGAGAUGAAGAGCAUGAAGUUCCUGGGAACCAAGAUCGUACUAGUGU
Molecule: messenger RNA, 1369 nt
Organism: Parathielavia appendiculata
Lineage: Eukaryota; Fungi; Ascomycota; Sordariomycetes; Sordariales; Chaetomiaceae
Product: carbohydrate-binding module family 18 protein
Exons: 3
Coding region: 137-1330 (397 amino acids)
Molecular function (GO): chitin binding
Source: RefSeq, a predicted model, not a curated record